CCUCUCUCUCUCCGGCUCGUUAUUCAAGUUUAUCAUCGGAUUCGAGGACCUCCACGAAACUUGGUUGCUGUCUUUGUUUUUGCCAAGACCCAUCUAUGUUUUUUUUUUUUUUUUUAUAAAUCUCCUGCCAAAAGUCCAAGACCCAUCUUCAAGACACUCCUUUGCGCGAUUAUAUUUUGGCUUUUCGAUUUUUCGUCGGCGCGAUUAUCCCUUUGGGCCAGAGACUUGACUUCUCGUGGAAGAUCAGUCUUCUUCUCUCCUUGGUGACACCCUCCAUGGUUGGCCAUUCGAGCGUCCCGUUUCUUGAUUCGGGAUCUUGCGUCAAUUUGCGACAUUGAAAACCACUCCUAAAUCUCAUCCACCUUGAAGGAGAUUUGGGGUGGCGGAACUUCACAUUCCGUCGAUUUCCAAUUGAAGAUGACAGCAGUAGUUCGGUUAAUUCGCCAAUCUCGAGCUGCUUUCGGGCACCGACAUUAUUACCACCCCUGUAAUCUUUCCAGGAGACACAAACUAUUGGUCUAUUCGAAUUUAACACGAAGGCUGCCCAGGUGCUAUGACGAAAUAGCUGUAUUUGGACAACCUAACUUAGAGAAUUCAAGAGCUCUCUCUGUCGAUGCUGCUAAAAUAAGUACUGGAGAUGCAAGUCGAGCGGGGCCGCUCAUCGAGUAUGACCGUCGAAUUGCUGCGGGUGAACUUGUGGAUGGUGAUAUGUGCCAGGUGGGCACUCUACAAGAGCUGCAGAGACUUUAUGAUGAGCUUGUCGCUUCAGCUGAUGCCUGUAGAUUGGAUCGUUAUUCUUCAGAGAAAGCAGGAAGGAGUCGGUGGUUGUGGUCUCGUUUUAUGCCGCAGAGUACAUACUCACCUGUGAAAGGUCUCUACCUAUAUGGUGGGGUAGGCACCGGAAAAACCAUGUUGAUGGACUUGUUCUUCAAUGAGCUGCCUGGAAAUUGGAGGAAAAAGAGGAUCCAUUUUCAUGACUUCAUGUUAAAUGUCCAUGGUCGCUUGCAAAAACAUAAGGGUGUGGCAGAUCCGCUCGAAGUUGUUGCAGGAGAAAUAUCUGAUGAGGCGAUUUUAUUAUGCCUCGAUGAAUUUAUGGUAACUGAUGUUGCUGAUGCCUUGAUCCUUAACCGUCUAUUUAGGCAUCUAUUUGCUAAUGGUGCCAUACUUGUCUCAACUUCAAAUCGUGCUCCUGAUAAUCUCUAUGAAGGUGGACUGCAGAGGGAUCUUUUCCUGCCGUUCAUUGCCGCUUUAAAGGAAAGAUGUGUAGUUCGUGAAAUUGGAUCUCUUGUAGACUACAGAAAGAUGACUUCGGCAGAGCAAGGUUCAUACUUUGUUGGCGACAAUUCAUCUGCAUAUCUCCUGCAAAAGUUCCAGCAUUUGAUUGGGGAACACACAACCGCAAGACCUCAAGAGGUUGAAGUCGUAAUGGGACGCAAACUGAAGGUUCCGCUUGGUGCUAAUGGAUGCGCCUAUUUUCCCUUUGAGGAACUAUGUGAUCGGCCUCUUGGUGCUGCAGAUUAUUUUGGUUUAUGCAAGAAUUUUCACACACUGGCAUUGGAUGGCGUGCCAAUUUUUGGACUGCAUAAUAGGACUGCAGCUUAUCGGUUUGUCACUUUAGUUGAUGUAUUGUAUGAAAACAAGGCUAGGCUACUGUGUACGGCUGAGGGCAGCCCACAUGAAAUUUUGGAUAGGAUAGUGACAAUUGCAGAUGCACAGCAGAUGUCACCUAGAACCUCUUCGAGGUCAAGGAGAAGUGACAAUUUGGACCUUUGCGUUGACAAUGAACUCGGAUUCGCUAAAGACCGCACUAUUAGCCGAUUAACGGAGAUGAACAGCAAGGAGUACCUAGAGCAACACACGGCCAUGUUGUCGGGGAAGCACAUCGCCGAAUAAAGUAGCGAGGCAAAUACCGUAACAGGAUGAAACAAUAAACUCAAAGGCCGGCAAUCAAACUGUUGUAAGCAUUAAUAAUUUGCUAGGACGGGUAUGGCUUUGGUGACUAUACUAACCGUCUACCCGAUGUUGAUUCGAGCCGGCGGAAUAACUCCCGAUUCUUUGCCUCUGAAGGCCUGUUGUAACUUAGAUGGGAGCUGUAGCAAAUGGUUUUAGAGGGACAGCUUCAGCCAA
Rhodamnia argentea is the source of this 2127-nucleotide messenger RNA. Its product is annotated as AFG1-like ATPase. Bases 418 to 1893 code for a protein of 491 amino acids. Gene Ontology annotation, cellular component: cytoplasm; chloroplast; mitochondrion. Gene Ontology annotation, molecular function: ATP hydrolysis activity; ATP binding. The record is from RefSeq and is a predicted model, not a curated record. The transcript is spliced from 15 exons. Lineage: Eukaryota; Viridiplantae; Streptophyta; Magnoliopsida; Myrtales; Myrtaceae.